Messenger RNA from Cryptotermes secundus, 2520 nucleotides. RefSeq names its product probable G-protein coupled receptor 139. The transcript is spliced from 6 exons. Gene Ontology annotation, cellular component: membrane. The record is from RefSeq and is a predicted model, not a curated record. Gene Ontology annotation, biological process: G protein-coupled receptor signaling pathway. NCBI's taxonomy places the organism in Eukaryota, Metazoa, Arthropoda, Insecta, Blattodea, Kalotermitidae. Gene Ontology annotation, molecular function: G protein-coupled receptor activity. Bases 324 to 1574 code for a protein of 416 amino acids.
GACACACAGACAUUUUGGGCUGAACUUGAGCCAGGUGUCCCCGCUCAGUGAGCGAAUGGGGCCUGCCGAGGUAGGACCGUCUCUGCUCAGAGCAAAAUCUUAUCAGGAAUUUCACAGUGACAGUGCUGCUCUUGCUGUACACAGCAGUUAAUACUGUGGGAUGAGCCAUCAAAAAUGGAGUGCUGGCGCCAGAGGUGCUUUCUGACCGCCGCAACAGGAAAACAACAGGUUCGCCUUGUCUCCUAUGUAGCCCAUCUGUAAUGCAGUUCCUAUGGUACAGAAUCAGUAUUUUACUGCUGAAAAAUUGACCGUCGGUCUAACCAAUGGCAGACAAUCACACAGGCGAAGAGCUGUCUGCUCAGUUCAGAGAUGCUUCCAGGUUCUGGAUACAGCGUGUGUUUGUGCCCCUGGUGGUGGGGGUCGGUCUUCUGGGGAAUGUAGUUACCAUCGUAGUCUUGACACGCAGAAGGAUGCGCAGCUCCACCAAUGUAUAUCUGACAGCCCUUGCUGUGUCAGAUCUCCUCUACCUCAUGUUUGUCUUUACUCUCUCAUUCAUGCACUACCCCAGCAUACAUGGACCCUCAUACCAAUGGUACUGGCACUAUUAUGGCUUUGGAAUAUGGUUCACUGAUGCAACCACUUAUACAUCCAUAUGGCUGACUGUUUCCUUCACUGUUGAGAGGUACAUUGCAGUGUGCCACCCAAUGCGUGGCCGGUUAAUCUGCACAGAGUCCCGUGCCAGGAAGGUGAUUGUGUUGGUGUACUUCUUCUGCUUUGUGACUACAGUAACCACCCCCUUAGAGUAUGAAGCAAUUGUGACACAGGACCCUAAAGACAAUUCUACCCAGAUUUUCAGUUCGAACUUUACCAAAAUAUAUCACAACAAGACUUAUCGCACUGUGUUCUACUGGUUCACAACAGUCACCUUCAUAUUUGUUCCACUAAUUCUUCUUGGAAUUUUCAACUCAUUCCUGAUCCAUGCUGUUCACAAGAGUCAGCAGCAGCGAUGCAGAAUGACACAGGUUGAGCAAAGUGAUAGCAUCCAGACACAGGAAAAUAAGAUUACCAUAACUCUAAUUGCUGUGGUGAUCCUGUUUAUGGUUUGCCAGAUUCCUACUGCCAUUACUCUAAUUUACAAUCUAUUUCACCAGCCACCUAUGAAUUCGGUUGAAGAGAACAUUGGUCUUGGCUUAGGGAAUAUUUUUAACUUCCUUGUCACUGUCAAUGCAUCUUGUAACUUUAUGCUUUACUGUGCUUUGAGUGAUAAAUACCGGCGAACGUUUCUACUUACGUUUCUGCCAUCAUGUUAUCAUCCUCCAAGCCCAAGUCGCCACAGUACUGUAUUCAGCUCAUUGUAUGAUGGCCGAUCUACACUUCGUCAAAGUGUGCACACAUCUUCCAUUCGUGGCUGUAGCACAAAUGGUGACAAUGUGAAGGCAUUCAAACGUGCUUCAAACUAUAAUGCCAGGAUCCAGAACAACGAAGCUCAGCCAUCUCUGCAUCCAGCCGAGAAUAAUGUUCCAUCACUGUUAGUUGAAUCACAUUACAACUGGUCAUCUUUUAUUCUGAAAUAAUAUAAACAUUUCUACACACAGGCAUAGUUAUAGAUGAGAAUGAGAAAAGCUUGCUGAAACCACCGCCAAGGACGCUGAAUUGUGACAGUACUGGGGACCUUAAUUUCUGAGUGUGAGUUUGAACUAUAAAUGGAUACCAGUAUGUUGCUAUGAUGGUUUUAAUCGUUUCCAAGAAAUUAUACUCUCUUCAUUAGGCUUGCAACAAUGGACACAUAUCUUGAGCACUACCAUCUUAAUUCCAUUCAAAGGAAAGUAGCAGUUUAUAUACCAUUCCUCAUUGUGACUGGUGGACACUAUAUCUUGUAUCCUGUGAUUAUGUAAAUGUUCAGGAGUUCUUUUUUUUUAUCAUGCUCCUCAUUUGUUGUGAGUGGAAUGAGAAGAGAAUAGACAACUUGAUGAUGUUUCUUCCUAUAAUCAUAAAGCAGUGACCAAGACAGCAUUCAACAUAUGUGUCUUUGUGAAUUAUUAAAUAAUUUGUUUGAGAAUAUGUUUUCAAGUGCCAGUCAUUUACCAAUAAACACUUGGCUGAUUAACUAGCUGAAUAGUUUGAUACUGAAGAAGCAUUCCAGCCUAUUGUGAACAAUUUGUACCUGCUACAAGCCAGUUACAUCAGAAGAGCAUACUUGCAUUAAAACUAUCAUAGCUAAAGAGAUUUGCUUGACAUUAAUUACUUAGAGAGCAUUUCUGUCAAGAUAUGGCAUCAAGGGUGGUAUAUUGAUGUUUAGAAGAAACAACAGACUCUCACAUGGGGUGGUUUGAAGGUAAUCUGUGGAAAUACUGCAUUUCUGUGCAACUGUUUUUUAAAAUAAACAGCUUUGUCAUUUCUAGAGGGAAAGGCUUGGCAGUCAGAGGGAUAAAAACAUGUUAAGCAUUGUAAUUAUGUGAUCUGGCCAGUGCUUUGUAGCCUGCAGAAACAUUGAAAAUAAAAGUAUAAUUCCACUGAUUC